Molecule: messenger RNA, 3404 nt
Organism: Lutzomyia longipalpis
Lineage: Eukaryota; Metazoa; Arthropoda; Insecta; Diptera; Psychodidae
Gene: oc
Product: homeotic protein ocelliless
Exons: 4
Coding region: 681-1916 (411 amino acids)
Biological process (GO): regulation of transcription by RNA polymerase II
Cellular component (GO): nucleus
Molecular function (GO): RNA polymerase II cis-regulatory region sequence-specific DNA binding; DNA-binding transcription factor activity, RNA polymerase II-specific
Source: RefSeq, a predicted model, not a curated record
AGUUUGUUUUUCGACUUAGUACGUAUCAGACAGUCGCGUGUAUCGCAUGAGGAGGACAGUGAGCUUCGCAGCAAAAUACACAAAAGUUGACUCCUCAUCGUAAUCUGUGCUGUUAUUUAUUUUUUGUUCAUCAACAAGUUUCGCGAAUUAAAUCCAAAGUGUGUUUAAACUUUAACGAAUUCAGACUGAAAAUUAACCGUUUGGUUAAUUGAAGCGUUUUAAACGCUAAAUCACUCGUUUUCUUUUUGCUUAAAAGGACUUAAGGAUAUCAUAAUUAACGUAAUUCAAUUUUUUUCUCUAUCCGCAACUUAAAAGCAUUUUUUUUGGAUAUUCAAAAGCAUUUGGACUAUAUAUAAUUUACAAGAAAAAAAAAUAAAAGAAACUACAGUAAAACUUAGGAAUAAAUCGCGUUUAAGGACAACAUUAAUCAAAGUGUAAUUCUAGUUUAAAACCUCAAUCAAGUGAUAAAACUUUUCCAUUAGUGUGCAACGGAUAUUUUUGUGUUCGCAAGCAAGGAGAUAAUUUGUUUCUUUCGGAGAAUAAAGCCAAAAAAAAGCCACAAAGUGAUUCCAAACGUGGCUCGAUCACCAAUUAACGGAAAUACGGUACGGAACGUUUUAUCCGACGAAGCGACGGUUCGGAACAACUUUACCGUGGCGCUCCAUUCAACAGAAGCCCUGAUGGCGGGCUUUCUCAAGUCCAGUGACUUGGGGCCACAUCCACACAGCUAUGGUGCGCCACACCCCCAUCACGGACACCCCCAUGGACCUUUACCACCUGGAAUGCCCAUGGCAUCCCUAGCACCGUUUGGACUACCCCACGGGCUAGAGGCGGUUGGCUUUCCUCAAGGUAUGUGGGGCGUAAAUCCGCGGAAGCAGCGAAGGGAGAGGACCACCUUUACGAGAACACAGCUGGAUGUCUUGGAAUCACUGUUUGGGAAAACCCGCUAUCCGGAUAUUUUCAUGCGGGAAGAAGUGGCGCUUAAGAUUAAUCUACCAGAAUCGAGAGUACAGGUGUGGUUCAAGAAUCGUCGGGCAAAGUGCCGGCAACAGUUGCAGCAUCAACAGUCGACAACAAACCUCAAUAAUAGUUCAAAAUCAACAAAUAGUUCAAGCAACUCGUCCAAUACGACGGCGAGGCACAACAACAGCAACAGCACCAACCCAACCACAUCGUCAAGUGGAACAUCGAAUAGCUCCAAAUCAACCUCAUCGACGGCCAAAACGACAUCGAUUAGCAACCACAAGCACACGCAGCAGAAUCAACAGCAACAUGCAACGAAUGCUGGUGCAUUGGGUACCGUAGCGGGGCACAAUUCAUCACCAAUUUUGCCAAUAACACCAUCAACGUCGGUGAGUCCGCCGAUAAAUGUGAUUUGCAAGAAGGAGGUGCCCUCGUUUCAUUCUUCAUCGGCAUCCCUGGGUGCUGGCGGUGAUAGUUUGAAGGCUGGAACGACGGGGUAUGAUGUGCUGAAGGAUGCUGAAAUGGGUCUAUCCGUUGCCCAUCAUUCGAGCCCCUAUGCCAACAUUAAUGCCCGCAUUGGGCAAACGGGGGGCAAUUUAACGCCACACGGGUCUAGUUCGUCCGUCAUUACGACACCCUCACCACCGAUCACCCCACAAUCUGCCGCCCAUCAGCCACCACUGUCGUACAUGCCGCACCAGGAAUACAACUUCUGGCACAAUCAGUACAAUCAGUACCCCAAUAACUACAACACACCCUCCUACUACACCCAAAUGGACUACUUCAAUAACCAAAGUCAGGCUAACUACAACAUGGGCCACACAGGCUAUGCUGCAUCAAACUUUGGCUUAACUUCCGGGUCUGGACUCGGUGGACCCAUGGGGGCGCAGACUUUCUCACCAAAUGGUCUCGACUACAUGAGUCCUCAGGAUAAAUACGUUAACAUGGUCUAGGAGCAGGUGAGCCCUGAGGUGGAUGAAGAUGACGACGAUGCCACUGAAUGUGAUUUCACAUCGACGGACUUUACAACAACGGCAUCCCCGACGUCUCUAUUCAAGAUUAAACCAUCUUUACACCACCACAGGUCACUCUUUAAGAGACCAUCGCUUCAUCUACCCCGGGGUGGUCAUGACUACGAUGACAGUUAGUAGAGAAUUCAGCCAUGGUAAGCAAAAUAUUUCUUUCCAUUCCAUCCACCUAUAGCCCUUUUUGACAUCUUAGGAUAGGUUGAUUGUGCAAAGUGAAGAAAUUGUUGCAAACCACCAAAACAUGCGAUAGAUUACAUGAUUCAAGACCGACCACCCCUUUUAAAAAAAAAGUAAAACCCGAUAAAACCGAUAAUCUAGCCAAAAGGGGGUUUAAGAUUAAACUGAUUAGAAAGUGCGAAGACGUAAACAAAACCCCCUCACUAUUUGCAAUUCCUCUUAAGUUAGUAAUCAACAUCCUUCCAAAUGCAUUUGGAAGCAAUUUGUUAUGUAUAUCAAAUUUUGUGACCAUCCGGACUUGUGAGAUAUAUACAUAAUAGCUAUGUAAUGUAUAUCGAAAAGUUGACGAAUUAAAGAACAGGAGUCUUGAUUUCUUAAAAAAAAUGAGAUUUAAAACGAGAGAAAAUUUCAGCCACUAGCAAAUAUAUAAGAAGUAAAUGAAGAAUAAUGGCAAUUUGUCAGAGAUUAUUGUUUCUAUAUUAAAAAAAAAAGUGAGAAGAAAUAUGCCAGAAACGGAGAUUAAUGCAAAAAAAAAUACUUAUAUUAUAUUAAAAGAAAAAAAACAAGAUAAAAUAUAUUAAUUAAAAGAAGUUGUACAAAAUAUUCUGUAAGUGUAAAAAAGAUUUAUUCUUAAGGUUUAAAAUUAAAUUAGGAUAUUUCUGUCUUACUUAAAAAAAAAAAAACAAAAAAAAAAGAGAAACAAACAACACUGAUAACAAGUAUAUCAAUUUGUCAUAUCAGAAAUUUAAGAAAAAUUAAACAAAAACUUUUAAAAAUGGGGGUAUGAAAGAAGAAGAAAAAGUAUAUGUGUGGAAAAAAACAAAGUUAUUGCAUUGUAUUUAGGUAUCAUUCUUCAGAAUAAUUUUUUGUGCAAUUUUGCUGCAACAUCACCAAGAUGUGUUAGAGAAUAUCCACAAAAAGAAAAAUUCAUGCUUAACACAAAUUUUAAUUAAAAAGAAAAAAUGUAACUUCCUUGGUUGAUCACGAAGACAAAGUAUAAAAAUUUUAAAAUUUUUCCUUUAUCAAAGCCACACAAAAUUCUUUAAUUACAUUCAGUAGCAAAAAAAAUGGGAAUAAUUUGCAAAGAACUCUAUCAUUAAAAAUUAAUUGAAUACACAAAAAUGUCCGUAAUAUUUAAUUUGCAGUAAUUAAAUAUGAUAUUACAAAAAAAUACAUGAAUGCAACACUGAUAGUGUGUAAAUAAUUAAAUUGCAAAUAAAUCUCUGAAAAAAUUAA